CAAUGCAGUGCGCGCGAGAUUCGAUCAACUUUCUUGACAAAACACCCGAAAUUCAUCCAGUUUGGGCAGAUAGAUUUCCCAUAGAAGUCAUGUUUUUGUCAACCAAAAGUGCACUUCAGCAGCUGGAAGUUUCCCUUCAAUGUUCAGCAUGUCACAAACUUCUUACAGAGCCAUGCACCCUGGGAAACUGUACUCAUCUUAUUUGCAAGGCUUGUGCAGGAAAUUACCAAGGCAAUGCUUGCCCUACCUGUCAGGCCCCAGCAUGGGUAAAGGACUUGCAGGUCAAGAGAGAAUUGGGGAUGGUGGUCCGUCUCUGUCGAAGACUCCAACGACUGAUCAACAACGACCCUGAACAAGUAGAUAGUGCCAGCAUAGAUCUGAGCGAAGACACUGGUCCUGUUCGGACAGGGGAAGGUGGGAGCAGUUUGGGAAAGGAUGAUGAAGAUUCCUGUGUGAAUGAGGCCUCAGAGAUUGCUGAUGAUUCUGAAACAGAGCCAAUGUCUAUCUCUGAAUCAGACACAGAUUUUCACAAACACAGGGAGAUUGUCCGCAAGGCCCUUCGCUCUGUUCAGGGGUCAGACACAGACUCCUUAUCCGGGAUGGAAAGAGAGAAAGCCGGCAGUCAAAUUGGCAAGAAGAGAGGAAGGGUCCUGCAGAAUGCGAGGAAGAAGUCAGAUGGGGAUCCAGAUUUGAUGAAGCAUGGUAUAAAGACACAAGGAAAUCAUAAACCUGAUAACAAAGGAAGUGGUGAGUCAAGCAAGAAAGCUUCAGUCAACAGACAGAGAAACCAGAAGCCCAAUGAUGAAAACAACCCUUUGUCAGUGUAUGAAUUCCAGGCCUCGCCUCCACAUCCAAAGACACGCAAAGCAAAACUGCAGGUCAUUCAACAGACCAAACGGGAGGCACGACUGAGGAAAGUGGCUGCAGCAAACAAGAAAUGGGACUCUGUGUCCAGUGUCACAGGAUCAAAAAAGGAAGGUAGAAAGCAUGUUUCUUUCUCCGAUGAUAGUUUGAAAUCAGGAUCAAGUAGUGCUGAGGAUGCGAGUAAACGUGAUGUCAAGACAUCCAAAGCAAAGACCAAACCUGUUGCAAAGACUGCAGUUUCUCCUGAAGAUGGUAUUAGGAUGAAGGGCAAGUCUGUCAAAGACAAAGAGAAGACAUCACCUGUUGUCUCCAAGCUUCAGAAUCAGAAAGUAAAAAAGUCAAGGGUUCAGAUCACAGAGUCCUUGCCUGAUGAUGCAUCCAAUGUGACACCGGAAUGUAGUCCAAGUGUGCCACGAGCUGGCCAGAAAAGAAGAUCACCAUCUUCAACAGUUUCAGUCACAGUAAAACCUUCCACCCCAGACAGUGCUGGCAAGAGAAAGAAAACGGUGAAAGAGCAUACUCCAGAGACUCCUACCACCAGCAGCAGAACAGGUCAAAAGAAGAGACUUUCAGGAGGAAGGACUUCAUUGAGCCCAAAUUCAUCGUAUAGUUCACCAAAGACUGCAGUGAUGAAGAGAAACAAGAGAGGGGAGACUCCACUGCAUGUAGCAUGUAUUAAAGGUGAUGAGAAUGAGGUCAAGUCUCUCUUGGAGCAAGGAGCUGAUCCUAACUCAAAGGACAAUGCAGGAUGGACUCCUCUGCAUGAAGCCUGCAACCACGGUCAUACAUCCUUACUAGGUCUUCUCCUAGAUCACAACGCUCUGAUCAACGCACCUGGAUUUGAGCAUGACACGCCCCUUCAUGAUGCAGUCAAUAACAACAGGAUACCAGUCAUCAAAUACCUCAGGGAAAGAGGAGCUUCGCUAGAAACAAGGAACAUUCAUGGUCAAACACCGCUGGACUUACCCGCUGCUCCAGCCAUUAAGGAAGCUCUUCUUACCAAACCCCUAUUAGAGGUCACCAAUUCACCUGUCUCUACCCCAGUUACCGCCCCAUCACAACACCUACAAGAUAGACAGGUGGUUCUACUUGGAACAGGCCUAAAGCCCAAGGAGAAGACUUCCCUGAUUACUUGCAGUGAUAUCCUUGAAGGAAGAGUAGUUGAUGAGUUCAGUCCUGAUGUUACCCAUCUUGUAGCAGCAUGUGAGGAGGAUGGUAGAUGUCUACGAACCAUGAAAUACAUGCAGGCAGUACUAGCAGGAAGAUGGGUGGUGUCUUCAAAAUGGAUUUCAGAAUGCAUCAAACAUGAAGAGAGAGUAGAAGAGAUAGAGUUUGAGAUUCCAGGAACAUCCUCUGAUCCUGAUAGCAACACACCUAGGAGAGGACGGGAAAAUGUCCAAAAACAGUUUCCGGGAUUGUUCAACGGCUGUCACUUCUUUUUGAAGGGCUCCUUCAAGCAUCCAACACCCCUCAAACCAGAACUCAUUCAACUCAUCAAAUUAGGAGGAGGUACCAUCCUCCAACGUCAUCCCAAACCUGAUGAUGAUGUCAUACAGGUCUCAACGGUCGUUCCUUAUCACGCAAGGCCAAACUCCCAGUAUGCAUCCUGUUCGUAUUACAUCGUUUAUGACCAUCUAGGGAAGAAGCCGCCACCGAGUGUCAGAACACAGAAAGUCUGCACUGUACCAGUAUAUUGGCUGUUGGACUGUGUGUCUCAGUUCACCAUAUUAGAUCCCCCAAAAGAAUGAACUUGGAAACCAGCUUUUAAUCCUUUGACAGCAUCAAAUGUUAUCAGGCCAGGGGCCUUUUGCAGAAAGAGUUGCAACUAAAAUGCAACUAAAAACUAAAUGCGAACUAAAAAAGUAUAAUUAUUAUUAAGAACCUUGCGCAACGUGAUUUUCAGCCAAUAAAGCACCAGUAUUCGGGACUUGCGCUUGACAUUCUGACUUGUGUUUAAACGCAACUCUUUCUGCAACAGGCCCCUGGAAAGGCCUCAAAUCCAAAUUUUGAAAAAAUUGUGAAAUUUUCACAAGGUCAAUUUACUUAUGUAUUAUUUGAGAAUAGUAUUUCAGUAUUAUUGAACUUUUUAAUGCUUUAGACAGUCUUGAAGAUAUCUUCCAGUCUAUCUUCGAAAUGUGUGAGAAAGCCUGUACCAUAAAGCUCUGCGAUUAAUCAUACUGUUGAUUUGUAUGCUAGAUAAUUGUAAUUGAGUGUGAAAAUAGGCCUUACGAUCACUCACUAUUCAAAGCUUCAUGUAACUUGAACUUGACAUCAUUCAUACCAUCCACUGGACAUUCCUACAGGUCAUGAAAACCCUCAGUCAAAUAUUGUAUUUUAGAAUAGAAGAAAGGAUGGUCAUUCUAGAAUUAUUGAUGAUAAAAAACUCAUGAACAGCAUACAUGUAUAAUACAUGUAAAAAUAUAUCAUGUUACUAUACCUCUUGUUAUGCAUAUACAUUGCGUAAAGAAACAUGCAAUUACAAGUUAUUUUUGCCAAUGGUUGUGAAAGAAAUUUAGCCUGUUCAUAUUAUAUUUGAAACUAUAAUUUCAAAGACUUGUUUCUCUAUCGGUUUCUCCUAUUUUUUUUUUUUUUUUUUACUUUAAUAUCUUAUUCAUUUUAAGUUUUAAUCUACCCAAGUGCCAAUAUUGUUUUGCUUUUGAUUUUAAGGAUGUGGGUUUUUUUUUCAUAUUCUUUAGGAAUACAAGGAAAAGAUGACAAUCCGUCAAAGAUGUUGCUUUUAAGUUGACAAAACCAAGGAUUUCUAGAUUUUCUAAAAAGAAAAUAGAGAUAUUUGUAUCAAAUUAUUACAUUCUGCCACCUGCUUGAAAGUUGAGUUUUUCAUACAAGAGAGGGAACAGGUAUUUGAUCAUGAUUUAUUUUGAAGUCAAUGUCAUUUAAGUGGAAAAGAAGACAGUACAGCUGUCAUAUUUUGGUGAUCAAUUUGUUUUUAGUUGGAAUUUUUUAUACUUUGUUAUACAUUGAUAAGCACAAAAAUGAAUUUUAGGUGAAAUUGUGCAUUUCAGACUUUGUCAUGUUAUAGCUGUUAAAGGCCUUAAAACAUUUUGUUACCCGUGCGGAGCAUUGUGGCCUAGUGGAUUGGACUUCAGACUCAACAGAGGGUUGUAGGUUCAAAUCCUAGCCAUGGUGUAGUUUCCUUCAGCAAGAAAUUGAUCUGCAAUGUACAUGUACUGCACUCAAGAGGUGAAUGGGUACCUUGCAGGAAUUCAUUCCUUGAAAUGAGUGUGCAUUUCAAAUAAUUAUGGCCGCCAAGCUAAAGCAGGGGUAAUGAUAUCCAAGUUAUUUGGAAGCGCAAAGAGACAUUAUAAAAUCAUGUGAUAUGUACUAUACAAGAACUGUUUAUUAUUGUAUUUCACCCUGUAUGCACAUAUGUAUACAAAGCUAUGUUUAAUAAUCAGAAUUUUAUU
Molecule: messenger RNA, 4289 nt
Organism: Lytechinus variegatus (green sea urchin)
Lineage: Eukaryota; Metazoa; Echinodermata; Echinoidea; Temnopleuroida; Toxopneustidae
Product: BRCA1-associated RING domain protein 1-like
Exons: 9
Coding region: 3-2612 (869 amino acids)
Molecular function (GO): protein binding
Source: RefSeq, a predicted model, not a curated record